AUGUAUUCUCUUCCAGAAAAACCAGCUUUUAUAUUUGAAAAUUUGAACUGGGUUACCCAACAACCAUGGCUGAAUAACAGGAAACGAGUAGUUUUAGCAUUAUUGGUUGGAAGUACUUCUCUCGCUUUUGGAGGAAUUGCAUUUCCAUAUGUACGCAACGCUCUCCCUUUUCCACAUUUCGGCAGAAAUGAUGAUUUACCUAUUGGAUUGCCCAAUAACCUUAAUUUGUGCUAUUUAAAUGCAUUGCUUCAGGCUAUGGCUUCGUGUCACCUUCUAGUGAAAUCUUUUAGACGAAGUCUUGCUAAUAGGAGCAGUCGACUUCUGUAUUUACUUGUCACCGUCUUGGAAGGACUUAAUUGCUCUUCCAAGUAUCUAAAGAACAAUGACCUCAUCGAUAUGAUUCUUUUGGCACACAAAAUGUUAGUCGAAGAAUUGGCACGAACCGGGAAAUGGACUGUUGGCGUUCAGCAGGACGUGCAUGAACUCUACGCAUUUUUUAUCGAUCUGGCGGAAGGCAAUGACAGGAACCAAGGAACUGGGACAGAAACUUCAGGUUCCAGUAGGGAUGGGGUUCAAGCCCUUGUUUCCUCGAUUUUGGGCCUCCCUGAGACUGUUUUCUCGAUUGGGAAAAAAAUCCACCGUUACACUUGUUUUGCACCAGUCAGUUUCUCACCCAAUUCUACUCUUAAUCGCCUCUCCUCUUUACCUCCCCCUCUCAGCUCAUUUUGCCAACUAUGUGUCUCUCAGAUCUUCUGCUCCAAGUGUCGAUACAAGGGCCAACUGAAACUAGUGCCUGAGUCCUGUAUUAUUCUUUUUCCAGAAAAGUCGCGUCAACUUCACACUAAGAGGCGUUCACAAAAAACCAAGGCAGCCUACAAAUUCACGCUGGAUAAUCUCCUGAAGGAUGAGUUUGGUGAUGCAGAACGCCUUACGGGAAUUCACUGUCCCAUAUGCAAAGCCAAGGCAUUGCGUGUACCAGAGAAUAUUAUAAAUGACCCAACACCCUUCAUUAUCGAUCGCAGCGCUCUUCGUCACUUUGCCGAGUCGGAGUGUCGAAAUACUUGUUACUCACGUCGGUGGUUUGCGCUCUCAUCCGAUACUAUUCAAAGAGUGACACCUCUAUCUGUUGCCCCGCCUUUGAUUUUCUACGUCCAACGCGCUGUCUGGUUGCCACUAAAGCAUAUUCCACCCAGCGCUGAGGAUUUUGUUUAUCACUUUAGUGAGGGUGGAAUGACAAUUAAAUGUUCCGACCACGUUGCUUUUCCUGCCACUCUGGAUGUUUCCUCCUACCUAGCCAAUGGUGGCACAUUCCGGGGUGUGAAUAACCUUUUUAAGCCCGAUUCCAAUCUUGCUCCGAAUAACAGAUCGACACCAAAUAAUUACUCUCUUCGUGCUGUGAUAGUGCAUCGUGGAAAUACUCUACAAGCAGGCCACUAUAUUGCCUAUCGCUAUUGGAAAGGAGAGGUGAUUGGAACAGAGAGUACCGAAGGCUGGGUCCUCACAUCGGAUGACUAUGUCAACCUCGUUAAUUUUUCUUCCGUCCAGAACUGCCAAGCCUACAUGCUCUUUUAUGAACCUGAGAAGGCUCUAGAGGAGGAACAGAAUAGUUCAAUCUCCGAUGGCGAAAUUUCCGUUGGCAAUGGUAACAUUGAUGACUGGGAUAGCGAUCGACUUCCUUAUCUCAUAAGAAAUAUUGACAAGAUUGCAUCACCGUCGCAGAGAAUUAGAGUUUUGAUGGCUGCAGCUUGCGGGGCUUGUGAUGUGGUUUAG
Molecule: messenger RNA, 1770 nt
Organism: Rodentolepis nana
Lineage: Eukaryota; Metazoa; Platyhelminthes; Cestoda; Cyclophyllidea; Hymenolepididae
Source: the annotation of a GenBank genome assembly